Molecule: messenger RNA, 880 nt
Organism: Macroventuria anomochaeta
Lineage: Eukaryota; Fungi; Ascomycota; Dothideomycetes; Pleosporales; Didymellaceae
Product: ankyrin repeat protein-like protein
Exons: 3
Coding region: 174-725 (183 amino acids)
Molecular function (GO): protein binding
Source: RefSeq, a predicted model, not a curated record
GUUGUUCUCACCGCAUGCACAAGCUCUCCCCACAACAGCCUCAAUCUGCAAGUCUACUCCUCGCAAGCCCUCUGGAGUGACUCGCUUCCCUCUGCCCUCUCUGCAUUGGGAGUGACGAUCGAUUCACCGCUGCGUACCCCGCCAAGCACCAACAACUGCACCCGCAGCUCAACAUGGCGGACGAAGAUGGCGCGUCUCCCCGCGAGCUCAUCCUCGAAGCGUGCCGCCGCAACAACACCGGCCUCCUCGAAGAAACAAUCGCCGACCUCGCAUCCUCCGCGUCGAAGAACGGCAAGCAGCCCGCGGAAUACGUUGCGCAGGUGCUGAACGAAGCGAGAGAUGGUUUGGGGAACGGGUGUCUGCAUGUCGCUGCUACGUACGGGAGCUAUGAGAUCCUCGACGUCCUUCUCGACCAAGAAGGCCUCGAAAUCGAGCUCACCGACCGGAUCGAAGGCGACCUGCCCCUCCACAAAGCCGUGCGCUACGUCAACUCGCUAUCCAAAGCCGACUGGCCCGCCGGCUCGCCCAUAGUCGAAAUCCUGCUCGACGCCGGCUGCGACCCGAGGAUACGGAACAAGGCGAAGCUGAGGCCCGUGGAGCUGGUGGAUCCGAGGAAUACUGAGCUGAGGGAGGUGCUCAGGAAGGGCGAGUUCGCGAUGAUGAUGGGGGGUGACGUCGUUGAGGAUGAUGAGGGGCCGGCGGGGAGUGCGAGUGAUAGCGAGUGAUAGCGAGUGGUAGCGAGUGGUAGCGAGUGGUAGCGAGUGGUAGCGAGUGAGGGGAGAAGAAAUCCGGGGGAUGUGGGUUCUGUCUUAUAGAGCGGAUGCAUAGCUAUACACGAACUGUAGACCCGUCCUUCCUUGCACGCUUGGCGUUAUAUUCA